Peromyscus californicus insignis is the source of this 2065-nucleotide messenger RNA. RefSeq names its product peptidase M20 domain containing 1 (gene Pm20d1). The record is from RefSeq and is a predicted model, not a curated record. Gene Ontology annotation, molecular function: hydrolase activity, acting on carbon-nitrogen (but not peptide) bonds, in linear amides. Gene Ontology annotation, biological process: amino acid metabolic process. NCBI's taxonomy places the organism in Eukaryota, Metazoa, Chordata, Mammalia, Rodentia, Cricetidae. The transcript has 13 exons. Bases 52 to 1548 code for a protein of 498 amino acids.
GCUCUUAGGUCCGAACUCCAGCCUGACUGCAGGCGCCGCGGGAGAGAAGAUAUGGCUGGACUGUGCGUUAGCGUGCGGACGCUGGCAGCUGCACUCCUGCUUUUUCCGGCCACCGUCUCUGGAUCCACCGACCCUAGCGGGAUGUCGCGGAUCCCUUCCCAGUUCAGCGAGGAGGAGCGCGUCGCUAUGAAAGAGGCACUGAAAGGUGCCAUCCAGAUUCCCACCGUGUCUUUCAGCCAUGAGGAAUCCAACACCACAGCCCUUGCAGAGUUUGGAGAAUACAUUCGAAAAGUCUUCCCUACAGUGUUCCACAGCAGCCUUAUCCAACAUGAAGUUGUGUCAAACUACAGCCACCUAUUUACUGUCCAAGGCUCGGACUCCAGUUUGCAGCCCUACAUGCUGAUGGCUCACUUUGACGUGGUUCCUGCCCCUGAGGAAGGAUGGGAGGUGCCCCCGUUCUCAGGCCUGGAGCGAGACGGCUUCAUCCAUGGCCGGGGCACACUGGACAACAAAAACUCCGUGAUGGCAAUCCUGCAGGCCUUGGAGCUCCUGUUGAUCAGAAACUAUAGACCCAGAAGGUCUUUCUUCAUAGCGUUGGGCCAUGAUGAGGAGGUGUCGGGGACAAAGGGAGCUCAGAAGAUCUCAGCACUCCUGCAGGCUAGGGGUGUUCAGCUGGCCUUCCUUGUGGACGAGGGGAGCUUCAUCUUGGAAGAUUUUAUUCCAAACCUCAAGAAGCCCUUUGCCAUGAUCUCAGUCUCAGAGAAGGGUGCCCUUGAUCUGAUGCUCCGAGUCAACAUGACUCCAGGCCACUCUUCAGCUCCCCCAAAGGAGACGAGCAUUGGCAUCCUUUCCGCCGCUGUCAGCCGACUGGAGCAGACACCAAUGCCGAACAUGUUUGGAAGUGGGCCAAUGAAGAAGGCAUUGAAACUACUGGCAAAUGAGUUUCCCUUCCCUGCCAAUAUAGUCUUGAACAACCUGUGGCUAUUUCGGCCCAUUGUCAGCAGGCUGAUGGAGAGGAAUCCCGUAACCAACGCGCUGGUCAGAACCACCACAGCCCUCACCAUAUUCAACGCAGGAGUCAAGGUGAAUGUCAUCCCCCCAUUUGCUCAGGCUACAAUCAACUUCCGGAUUCACCCUUCGCAGACCGUACACGAGGUCCUAGAACUCGUCAAGAACAUUGUGGCUGAUGACCGCGUCCAGUUACAUGUGUUGAGAUCCUUUGAGCCCCUGCCCGUCAGCCCUUCAGAUGCCCAGGCCAUGGGCUACCAGCUGCUUCAACAGACCAUACAGUCUGUCUUCCCGGAAGUCAAUAUUGUCGUCCCCGGGAUCUGUAUUGCCAAUACAGACAGCCGACACUAUACCAACAUCACCAACGGCAUCUACCUGUUCAACCCCAUUUUCCUGCAGCCUCAGGGCUUCAGUAGUAUCCAUGGAAUCAAUGAGAAGAUCUCAGUCCAGAACUACGAGAACCAGGUGAAGUUCAUCUUUGAGUUGAUCCAGAAUGCUGACACCUACAAGGAACCAGUUCCUCACCUGCAUGAACUGUGAGGCCAACGGUGCCCAGCCCUGGGCCGGGACUAACCUGCGGGGAGGGAGAGCUGGUUUUGACAAAAGGUUUGGUGGAAACCACCUUGUCGUGCAGAGUUCGUCUGCCUGGCUCCCUCCUCCACUCACCAUAGAGCAAGCUCCAAGGAGGCAGAGAAGAUACACAGAUCUAGCCUGACAUCCCUCCGACGACGUCUGCACUCUUCCCCUGAGCGGCCUCUACUGCCUCUGUCCCUGUCUUGGAAGGUGUUGGCCUGUCUCAUGCUGGUUGUUCAACUUGUCUGCUUUCGCAUUUGUUAAGUGCAGAUUUUGGAAAGAUCUCAAGCAGGUGUUUAUCUAGAUAGAACGCUAACUUGAGCUGGACUGUCUUCUAGAAUUUCCUUUCUCCCGUCAGUCACCUGCUCUCUUUGUGGGCUUGGGAGCUGCCUGCCCUACCUCUGCUUCCUUCCUCCACUCUCUAGUCAAACUGAGAAGCUCCCCCAAGCACGGUCCACCAAAUAAAGGGGUCUGUGUAGCGUCA